This is a messenger RNA of Armigeres subalbatus, 5819 nucleotides long. It is a transcript of the gene Pak, whose product is annotated as serine/threonine-protein kinase Pak. Gene Ontology annotation, cellular component: cytoplasm. The coding region runs from base 1638 to 3614 and encodes 658 amino acids. Gene Ontology annotation, molecular function: protein serine/threonine kinase activity; ATP binding. The transcript has 9 exons. Gene Ontology annotation, biological process: intracellular signal transduction; regulation of MAPK cascade; regulation of axonogenesis. The record is from RefSeq and is a predicted model, not a curated record. NCBI's taxonomy places the organism in Eukaryota, Metazoa, Arthropoda, Insecta, Diptera, Culicidae.
AACCAGAAAGAAAGAAUCCAUAAGAAUCAUCUCGCCCAGUGUACGGUUUUGCGGACGCACGGAUAGAGUCAGAACACACAGCCAUCGACGAGACAGGCGAGAAUCGCAGCCAUCUCUGUGUGCUCCAACCAUAGUGGUGAAGCGACGAUCCGAGAAAAUCCUGCCGCGGAAGUCGCGAAGUUCCGGUCAGUGGUUUCGCUACUUGGCGGUGUCCAGCGCCUACGGAAGUGCAGUCUUUGCGAACCCCCAUGAGGGCUACCCUGAACGGUAAUCGAUGAAGUCCCCCUGCUCCUGGAGGUUUCCUUGACAUUGUGAGGGAGUGGGUCUGUUCGGAGUGUAAAGUUUUUCCACCACUUUGGGUUCCCUUUUUGUGUAGUAGAGUGUCGUGAAUGGCUUUUUUCGAUGUGAGACAAAGUUUUUUCUGCUUGGUUUCGCUCGCCUGAAGGAUACAUGAGUCGGUGGCGAUCCUCCGGGUGAUAUAUAGCGAGUUAAUCGGAAAACUCGAGUUACGGGGCCAAUCCAAUCAAUCAAUGGUGGCAACUUGAAUGGGCCAAGGGAAUAAGGCAGGCUAGUGAAAAGAGUGAAACGCAUGCACCGCAAUAGGGGAAGAAGAAAAGUUGUACCAGAAGAGUGAAUGGCGUGAGUGUGAGUAAAAAAAAUUGCAUACAUGGCUUGUUGCAAAUGAGCCUAAUAAUCCUCAAAGUUGAGUGGGAUAAUAACUUGGAUGCAGUCAUCGUGUCAUGUGAAAAAAAUCUGCAUUGAUUGUGCAAAGAUCUGUAAAUAGUUGAUCAAUAUUUGGGACAUUAUGUCCAUAGUGGUUUAAUCGCUGGAGAACUGUCAUUACCCGACACAGGCACGCACACCAAGAAAAAAAAGUCUAUGAGAUUCCUAUUUGAUUGAUUUUUGCUGCUGCGACUCUGCUUCUUCUUCGUCCUGUGCUGCUUGACUCCGUACUUUUGUGCACACAUUCCGGUUCUCCAUUCUCGGAUAAAAAGGAAGAAAACCAACUGCACUAGACGAACGAAGCAACGAAGGUUGGGAGGAAUUCGCAAUCGACGCGAUACCGACACUGGAAUGGCUCUGCUAUGAACACGACCGAAGUUUCGUCCAGGAUUGCAUUCGCGAAAAUGAAAAACUAAAGUAAAAGGAAGAAAAUAUAAAAGUACAGAGGAAGUAAAUCAACACCACUGGCGCGUUCUUUAAGUGUAAAUCAGUGUUAUUUUUUUCCGUUGCCAGUAUUUCUGCUGAAAAUCAAUACCCGUUGGCCAAGUGAGCCCAAGUGAAGGUGUGUGUUUAUCGAUAAAAGCUGUAUUAAGAAAUCCAUGUAGCGAAGAAGAUAAUAAAUAAGAAAAGAAGUUCCGUUUGGGUGUGUAUCGUUUCGCCAGUGUUCCAUUAUCUCGUUUAGGGGUUUUGGCGACUAGGUUCGAUUCGAUAACAACGGCAAGAAAGCAAAGCUCUAACUGCUUUUACUCGUGUGGUGUGGUCGUGUGGUGCCCUGGUGACAAGGCACCGUGAGAGUGGGUUCCAAUCAAACGGUGAAGAAAACGGCGGUGUUUCCUCCCGUCUAGGUUCGUUCGCCUAGUUUCGAAGGGGGGCUCCAUAUAGCGCAGUACCGGAGCAAUAAGUAGGAGUGCAAAAUGUCCAGCGAAGAGGACAAGCCACCGGCACCACCGGUACGGCUUACCAGCAAUCGUGGGGGCGGCGAUCGUAUCGAUAGUGCCGCGCCGGUCGACAUGAAACCGCUGCCAAAAGAACCAGACGAUGCCGAUCGCAAAAAGAAAACGCUCAAAAACAAAAUCAAAGUCUCCAAGGCGUCCCACAACGAUUCGAAGCCGAACAUCUCCUAUCCGACCAACUUCGAGCACACGGUCCACGUGGGCUUCGAUGCCAUCACCGGAGAAUUCACGGGUAUGCCAGAGCAAUGGGCGCUCAUGCUGAAGAAUUCCAACAUUAGCAAACAGGAACAGAAGAAAAACCCGCAGGCUGUGCUGGACGUGCUCAAUUGGUUCGACAACAGCAGCAAACAGCGACCCAGUUCCAAGUAUAUGACCCAUGGUUUGCACACCACAACGCACUCUGCUUCGUCCAUAGGUUCCUCGCUGAGCCGAGUCAGCAGCAGCAGUCCGAGCAGUACCCCGACGGAUUCGGAAUCGCACGGCCCGGGCGGGGUCGGCCAGGUGCACCUCUCCAGCUCGCACUCGCAGGCGUACAGCUUAGGGCCGCUCUCGUCCCAUCACAACUCGGCGAGCGGCGAGCACGACAGCGACGAACUCGGCGGACUCAGCAGCGGAGGCAGCAUCAGCGGCAAUGGCAUACCGCCGCCGAUUGCGAGCCGACCGGAGCGGACCAAGUCCAUCUACACGAGGCCUAUCGAUGAGCCAACGCCGAUAUCACCACCAGUACCUCCCCAUCUCAGCAACAGUGGAACGACAGGCGUGCGCAGUCCCACGUUCGACAAGAACAAGAACUCGACGACGAUCCUCACAUCGACGGUAAACACCAACUCGACGAGCGCUGCGGCCGUGCCCCAAACGCCAACCGUCGCCGCGUGCAAUCUGAACAACGCCAACAACCAGCAGCUGCAAGCGGCCCAAACAGGCACAACGACGACGACGACGACAACCGCCACCACCGUAGUGCCCCCCGUGGGCUCCACCACGACCACGACGGCCAACAAUGAAGCUCCCAGCCAGCAGCGCACCAAUACCAAGAAGAAGAAAAUGUCCGACGAAGAGAUCCUUGAGAAGCUUCGAACAAUCGUCAGCGUGGGCGAUCCUAAGCGGAAAUACAACAAAAUGGAGAAAAUCGGGCAAGGUGCCUCCGGAACGGUGUAUACGGCUAUCGAGAGUUCCACUGGCAUGGAGGUAGCCAUCAAACAGAUGAACCUCAGCCAACAGCCCAAGAAGGAACUGAUAAUCAACGAAAUCCUGGUGAUGCGAGAGAACAAACAUCCAAACGUGGUCAACUAUUUGGACAGCUAUCUGGUAUCGGAGGAGCUUUGGGUGGUCAUGGAAUACCUUCCGGGAGGGUCGCUAACGGACGUCGUCACCGAGACGUGCAUGGAUGAGGGUCAAAUUGCAGCCGUCUGCCGCGAGGUGUUACAAGCGUUGGAGUUCCUUCACAGCAAUCAGGUCAUCCAUCGAGACAUCAAGAGCGAUAACAUUCUGCUGGGACUGGACGGCAGCGUGAAGCUGACGGAUUUCGGAUUUUGUGCGCAAAUCUCGCCGGAGCAGUCGAAGCGGACUACCAUGGUGGGAACACCGUACUGGAUGGCACCGGAAGUGGUCACGAGAAAGCAAUACGGACCUAAGGUCGAUCUGUGGUCACUGGGGAUCAUGGCCAUCGAGAUGAUCGAAGGCGAGCCGCCAUACUUGAAUGAAAACCCUCUACGAGCGCUCUACCUGAUCGCUACACACGGCAAACCGGAGAUCAAAGAGAAGGAAAAGCUCAGCCCCGUAUUCCAGGACUUCCUCGAUCAGUGUUUGGAGGUGGACGUCGACCAGCGUGCCACCGCCUUUGAACUCCUCAGGCAUCCGUUCCUGAAGUUGGCGCGACCGCUGGCAAGUCUGACACCGCUCAUCAUGGCCGCCAAGGAGGCUACCAAGGGACACUGAGACGAGGCGAAUGCAAACCGAACAGGCGACGGCGACACCGGAGCAGUGUCGACCGAGCCGGCGGCGAAUGCGGCGGCGACGACGUCGGUUCUUUCGAGUAACCAGUGAUGGGCUGGUCCUACGCACGCACGUGAGUCUAAUAAUAAUGAGCCUAUUGGUUAGUGUGCUGUAGGUUCUAAGGCGUUGUUUGUUGAGUAUGAGUACGGUGUGUUGUGAUUGAUAAUAAGGAAGCUUCGCACGUUGCGCACGUGUUGACUGACGACUACGAACAGGAAGAUGAUCAUGUGAGAGCUACUAUUAACAAUAAGCUAUAUUGAUACAAGAAAAAGAGUCAACCAAUACUAGACACGUAAGAAAGCAUAAUAUGAAGAAAAUGCAAACAUUAUAUUUAAAACAUGUUAUAUCUAUAAGCCGGAAAGUCUAAGAUAAAUCGUUAGAAUGGGAGCGUGCUCUUCCCUGCCGGAACAAUAACGUCAGAGAAAUUAGGGAAAUGUGAAAGUAUUUAAUAACUAGAGCAAAUCAUGUAACAUCGUAAGAUGAGCGAACGAGAUUAUGGUUUUGUUACGUGUUUCGCCAAGGUCUAAACCAAUUGUGAAUAGAAAAGCGUGGUUUUAUGUGUAAAUAUAGAGUACAAAGAAGAGGAAAAUAUGAAUGCGAUGAACAUCAAGGCACACUCUUAGUCAAGGAGUCUAGAGUCUAUCUUACACAUAUUUUCAACCAUCGGUGCAGGGUGUUUUCUCAACGAAGAUGGUUGAGAGACUGAUUCGUGUUUAGUAGGAGCCAGAUAGCGUGUCCGCGUGAUGUACAGCAAAUCAGGAAAAGGAGUUCAAGUUCGCUCAAACAUACAAUACCGUAAAAUAUAUAUUAAACUAUAAACAGCAACUUCCGAAUAAUAGAAAACAAAACCAGAAAACAGGAGACACAACACAAAAAAUAUCUAUGAAAGUAAUCAAUAACAAAAUCAGAUAAACACACGUGAAAAGUGCCUACACCAAGUGUAUGUGUCCGCGAGAUAUUAGAUAACACAAGCAAACAUACUGCAAGAGCUAACAAAACGAGAUUCAAAUCAUUUAACUACAACAGUUUAUGUGUACGCUUUUCGUUUUUAUUUUCGGAAGAUAAAGGACAAAGAAUGCGAUCGUAUAUACCAGUUAAGAUCGAGCUGCAAGUAUUAACCAUCGUUUUUGGCUACCGUUUUGUUUUACUCAACGAUCGCUUACAAUCGCUACGUACUAACCAUACAUUCGACUGCUUAGGAAAAUGAAGUUCAGAGAAACGAGAACUGUGUAGUAAUAUGUGCUAAAGGAAAGAAAAACAAGUAUUUAACUGAUAGUAAGAAAUCAUUUCCUAUUCUAUUAACGCUAAUUUGCCUCCUUAUGUAUGAACUAUUCAUAUGAAAUGAAAAAAAAAAGAUCUUCCUCGAGGCUAAAACUGUCCACGGUGGGCAGAACCAAUCGAUUAUUUUUCAUCGACGCUAUUUUUUUUUUAAUAAUUGCAAUUAUUCUGGAUUGAAAACUAAAAGGAAUCAAAUUGGUGCAGUUUUUUGUCCGAUGACAUAUUUUAACAACUGCAAGCUUAUGGGUAUAAAUUUGAAAAAAUAUUCCUGCAGAAUUUCUAUUUUUGGCCUCAACUUUAUUACUUUCACGGUAGGUCUAGGUACUAAUACAGAUACUAGCAAUGUUUAUAUGUUUGAACAAAAAUAAGUUACCUACAAAUCUUGGAGAUUCUGAUAUUCAUGAGUUUUAUGGUCUUAAAUAGGCGACCCUUAAAAUGUCGAUUCGGUUCGAUUUUGCCCAACGUUGGGCGACCAAAAUAUGCCACAUUUCCCCUUGCAUUAUAUUGUUUGACGACAACGCAAAUGGCUCGUUGGAUGUUCCUUUUUUAUGUAAAUAAAAUAUAUUGUUCCUCAACCUUACCCCACUCUAUAUCCCUCGUGUAAUCCCAAACGUAAUAAUCUAUCACUUGUUUAAAAUCCUAAUUAACAUUCAUUCGAGAAGCAAAACUGCUGGAUAUGUUAGCUGUAGAUAGACUUCGAUAGUUGUUGUGCACCGGUCGCAACUUCGAUGUAUUUAGAAGAAAGCCGUGUGUACUGUACGCGUGUGCGUGUGUGCGUGUGACAAAUGUUAGGACGACAAACAGAAUACCAACUACUCUGUCAUUAAACUGUUUUCUAUUCAAGAAUAAAUUACGCAUUUAUUAUCCUAA